Rana temporaria (common frog) is the source of this 3291-nucleotide messenger RNA. Its product is annotated as P2Y purinoceptor 2-like. The transcript has 2 exons. Gene Ontology annotation, biological process: positive regulation of mucus secretion; phospholipase C-activating G protein-coupled receptor signaling pathway; blood vessel diameter maintenance. Gene Ontology annotation, cellular component: plasma membrane. The coding region runs from base 232 to 1314 and encodes 360 amino acids. The record is from RefSeq and is a predicted model, not a curated record. Lineage: Eukaryota; Metazoa; Chordata; Amphibia; Anura; Ranidae. Gene Ontology annotation, molecular function: A1 adenosine receptor binding; G protein-coupled UTP receptor activity; G protein-coupled purinergic nucleotide receptor activity.
CCUCCCUCCUCUCCUAGCUUGGCCUCUCAAGGUAUUCAUUCACACAGGCUGAUAGCUGGGGAACGAGCCUGGACUGGUGGUGAAGCGCUAGAAAAAGCAUGCUGAUUCUAUAGACUUUGGAUCCUGGGAUUGGCAGGCGACUUGAGGGAGGACAUGUAGCCUUCUGGAGGUUGGGAGACCCCCCAAGACAUUGGUUCCAACUUCUACGGUCGACAGCAUUGCGGCUGAACAAUGAAUAGCUCAGAAAACGACUCCUACCCCUACAAGUGUAUGUUUGAUGAAGAUUUCAAGUAUGUUCUGCUUCCGGUGUCCUAUGGGAUUGUGCUCUGCGUUGGGCUUAUUCUCAACAUCCUGGCCCUUUACAUCUUUCUGUUCCGGCUUAAGCCCUGGAAUGCUUCCACCACGUACAUGUUUAACCUGGUUAUCUCGGACCUUCUGUAUGUCAUCUCCCUGCCCCUGCUGAUCUACUAUUAUUCCCAGGGCGAUGACUGGCCAUUUGGGGAAGCUUUGUGCAAAAUCGUCAAGUUUCUCUUCUACAACAACAUGUAUUGCAGCAUCUUCUUCUUGCUUUGCAUCAGUAUCCACCGAUUCAUUGGGAUCUGCUUCCCUAUGAAGUCGUUGAGUUGGUUAAAGGUUCGAAACGCCCGCAUUGUAUGCGUCGUGGUCUGGGUCUUCAUUGCGGCUUUCCAGUCCCCAAUAUUGUAUUUUGUGACCACGAGCACAAAGGGAGAUACCACCACCUGCCACGACACCUCCAGUGUGGAUUUAUUUGAUACUUUUGUCGUCUACAGCUCGGUCAGCUUGGCUUUGCUCUUCUGUGUCCCAUUUGUUAUCAUCAUCAUCUGCUAUGCUUUGAUGACCCGGACCCUCAUGCAGCCCUCAGCAACUUCUUCUGACACUUCAAACUCCAAGAAGAAGUCAAUUAAGAUGAUCAUCAUUGUGCUUCUCACAUUCAUCAUCUGCUUCUUACCUUUUCACGUGAACCGAACCUUGUACUAUUACUUUAGAAAACUAGACCUUGACUGUGGUACGUUGAACGCAAUCAACAUGGCCUACAAAGUGACAAGACCGUUGGCUAGCGCUAACAGCUGUCUGGAUCCCAUCUUGUACUUUCUUGCCGGACAAACUGCGCGAAGGAAUAUUAUUUCUAGGAGUGGCCUCACCAAAGUUAAAAACAAGUUCUCAACCUAUGUACGAAAUAAUAACUCAAGCUCUGUCACGAACAGUAAUGCUGUAGAGAACAGCUUUACCCCCAUUUCUCCCAACAUGCCCUCAGCCCCAAGUCCUAGCCCAACCAUAAUCACCAGGAUGUAAGUAGCCAAGUCAUAUUUAUGAGGUACCAUCCACCGUUUUUUUUUUUUGGCACUGAAUUGCGGGAACCUAGAAGAUCUUGUUUGUUAAACGGGACCAUUAAAGUGUAUCUAACCCCAAAUUUUCAGUAAAAGUAAUAAUGCUCAUUUUGGGUUGAUUGUAAUGCAUGAAAAUUAUCUAUUUAUUGAAAAAGAAUGUUCAUAAGAGACAAGGCAUUAGCAUGGAUAGUGUGAUUGGGUGUAGGCAUGAGUGACGGUGAAUAUAGAUAAUAUGGAUAAAAUACAAUCGUUAACUAUACUCUCAAUUCAGAUACAGCCAAUGAAAACAAUAUAAUACAACAGUAAACAGCCCUUCGAUGCCAAUAUUAGUUUGUCUAGUACAGGGGUCUCCAAACUAAGGGUCAGUUUACUGCCCACUAGACUUUGGCGGAGCAGGACUGUGGCCAGUGGGAGGAGAAUAUGGUAUCAGCGGAAAGAACAGUGCCCCGUUGAUGGUGUCAGCGAGAAGACUAGUGUCCCAUUUUUGGUGUCAGUAGAAGAAUAGUGCCUCAUCAUUCAUUUCUUAGGGAGGGAUAGUUCUUCAUCAUUGGUGUCAGUGGGAGGAAUAGUACCACAUCUUUGGUGUCAGUGGAAUGAAGGAAUAGUGCCUCAUAUUAGUGUGAGAAAUAGUGUCCCAAGAGCAGAGGCAGCCACUUAUGCAAGGCGCCACCCCCCCCUAAUCCAUGAGUCUGGCCCCUAAUCUACAUGCAGGGCACCGGAAGCAUGGAUUCCAAUGUUUUUUCUUUUUUUUUUAAGCACAUGAUUAUAGCCUGAGGCCCUAAUUGGCUUUGAAAAGGGUGGGCUCGGGGCGCAGUUCACUGUGCCUGCAACCCACACAGUUGUGUGACAUUAGCAAAUUAAUAUUCGCUAAUGACUUCCUGUUUCUCCUACCGGCCAAUCAAGAAGUGUGUCCUGAGACUCAAUUGGCCAGGAGUCCUAAGACCCGUUUGACCGUGAGCCCUGAUUGGCCGGGAGGAGAAGCGACUGCUGGGACUCGGGAGGAGAUGCAGGGGAGAAGCUGCUAAAGCCGCAACCUGGAUGGGGUAAGUGCGGGGCUGGCGGUGUGCCUGGUAGGCGACGGGCGAGCGAUGUGGUGAUUGAAUGCCGGGGAUAGCGGCGAUCAAGCGAGCGUCGGGGGCUGGUUGGUUGGUUGGCUAGCUGUGGGGGUGUGGCUGGCUGGGGCGCCCUCCCACCAAGAAAAUUGAGCACCAGCCACCACUGCCCAAAAGCCAGACAAAGGCAAGCGAGCCGCAUUUUGGAGAUCACUGGUCUCCAAGUGGUCUCAAAGCAGAAUCUCAAAGCAGUAUGUAUGUUCACUGGCUAAACCUUGUGAACCCUACUGGGAUGAUUGAUGAGCUUGGCAGAAACAUUUCAUUAUAGAGUGGAGACCAUAGUGGAAACCUGAACAUAUACGUCCUGGUCAUCUCCGCCGCUUACCGGGGCCGUCAGUAGCAGCGGAGGCGAUCAGAUCCUUUCCCCUGAUGGACAGGAAGUCAAGUGACGGAAUGAUGGCGCCACUCGACUCUGUGCCAUUGAAGGAAGCGACGUCAAACGUCACUUCCGCCCAACGGCCUUAAAAAUACUUUUUUUAUAAUGUUUGAGGUUCUAAGUGAUUUUCUAGCAACCAGAUCCUUACCCCUGAUGGACAGGAAGUGGAGUGGGGGAAUGAUGGCCCCCUCUCAACUCUGUGCCAUUGGAUAAAUGAAGAGACGUCAAACGUCACUUCUGCCCAACAGCCUUAAAGGGAUUUGUUUAUAAAAAAAUAAUUUUUUUUAAAUUGUUUUAAUAAUGUUUGAGGUUCUAAGUUAUUUUCUAGCAACCAGAUCCUUACCCCUGAUGGACAGGAAGUCGAGUGAGGGAAUGAUGGCCCCCCACUCGACUCUGUGCCAUUGGAUGACGGAAGCGACGUCAAACUUCACUUCCGCCCAAUGGCCUUAAGGCA